GUGGCUUGCCUGCUGCUGUUAGCCUGUUAGCCACCUUAGCUGCGCCUGGUAAUCCUGGCAGACACAAUCCGUUUCUCCUCAUCCUCUCAAGCAAAAUCACCCGAGGGAGACAGACUACACGCCAUGGAGAGGACACAGCGCAUGUGGUCGUCGUUUGUAUUCCCUCUUUUGUCCAGCUUUUGGUUAGAUGGCAGUAUUAUAGUUUAUAGCUAAGGCUGUACAGUUAGCUUUGGUAGCCCGUGUCUGGUUAGCGCAGGGCCAAGGCCAAGGCCAAGCGAGAAAAGGGAGGCCAUCGUCGGGAUCUGUUCUGUAGGUGGGCAGAAGACAAGAGGAGUGGGACAUCAGAUUUGUUCCAGACUCUUCUUUGAAGACGCCUCCACCAUCAUCUAAGUCACUGUCACCCUCUGCUGAGACAUGUCUUCAUCAGGGUGCUGCCACCUACCCGGCUCCCUUUGUGAUUACUCAGGGAACGCUGAAUCCGAUGCCUCCAAGGACUCAGAGGAGUCUGAUUCCACCACACAAGCCCAAUAUAUUGCCAAAGUGACGGCGAAAGAUGGCCGCCCACUCUCCACCGUUGUCAAAGCGGUGAGCCUGCAGAGCGAUGUGGGAAUGUGUCGGAUUUGCCAUGAGGGAGCCGGAGGGGAGACUCUGCUCUCGCCCUGUGACUGCACUGGUACGCUGGGUAAAGUGCACAAGAGCUGCUUGGAGAAGUGGCUGUCUUCCUCCAACACCAGCUACUGUGAACUCUGCCACACAGAAUUCACUAUUGAGCGACGACCACAACCACUCACACAGUGGCUGAAAGACCCUGGGCCUCGAAGUGAGAAGCGCACGCUGCUCUGCGACAUGGCCUGCUUCCUGCUCAUCACACCGCUUGCAGCCAUCUCUGGCUGGCUGUGUCUGAGGGGAGCCCAGGACCACCUGCAGCUGAAGAGCAGACUGGAGGCUGUGGGCCUCAUUGCCCUCACCAUCGCCCUCUUCACCAUCUACAUCCUCUGGACACUGGUGUCGUUUCGGUAUCACUGUCAGUUGUACUCAGAGUGGAGGAGGACCAAUCAGAAAGUGCGUCUGCUCAUGCCCGACAUGAAAGGGGCGCACACCACACAACGAUCUGUGCCGACCAAGUCGACCAAGAAAAUGACUGACGAGACCAUCGUAUGAGUGUGGAGCAGUGCAGAGAGGAAUAUUUAAAAUAAUGCCCACUGAAGCACUCUCUAAAAAAACAAAAAACAAUAUUAAUCAUAUUAAUGAACUUUUGCACUUCAUAUGGACCAUUUGGAGAGGAGAGGGCUGUUUUCUCCUUCUCUUGUCUUUUAACGAAGCACUUGAUGUUAACUGUGAUGGUAUUUGCUGACCACAGAGCGUGGUUUUGGGAGGAACUCAUUCUGGAGUCACAGUUGAUGUUGAAACAGACAGUGAGUGCUGGGAUGUGUGAACGACUGAAAACAUGGAGAACGGACUAACCAGCCCAACUGUGUGCCCAUGACACAAACUUAUGAAAUACUAAGACACAAGCUAAUGUAGCAGGAUAUAACUGAUUCAGCAUGCUACUACAGUAUAAUAUGAAACAUACUCACUACCUAUAAUUCCCUUAUGCCCCUUCACAAUGUAUUUAGCAGAUUUUGAACAAAGGGCAGUCAUGAGCCCGGCAGAGGAUUAUAAUCUACAUACAUGAUUGACAAAGUCUAUCUGUGAAUAUACUUUACUGACAAGCAGAGGGCGACAGUCGCUCAUACCAAUGACCUUGUCUUUAAUCUGAAACCUUUGAAGUUUCUUGGUGGGGCUUUAUCAUUGCAGCCUGAACAGUGGAAAUUAAGUAAUUUUCCUGUUUAGUCAUCAGCCAAGGCGUCAUAUAUUUAUCACACUUUUAACGGGGUGAGUGAAGACUGAAGUAUAUAGAACAGCACCAGCUGCAGCCGUUAAACGGCACAACAGUAAUGUUUAUAGUAUUGAAGGUAUGGAAAAGUGUUAACAAUUGGAUGAUGUCUCAACUAUUGUCAUAAAAGUGCAUUACAGCCCUGCUCCACUUGUAAAUGCACCAUUCAUUGACUGAGCUGCCUAGCAGUGACCAGUAGUUUCUCCUACAUCACUUUAAAUAGAAGAGAUCCAGUGUUCUGAAAGGCGAGAUGACAGACUUUUGUCCAAUAUAAAACCACACAGAGAGGUAUCAGAGCAGACUGGUACUCUGUAAAGGUGCAAAUGUGUUCUGAGAUGUCAAUCAAUGUAUGCAGCGUAUGCUUAACAAAGUAUUUGUGUCAUUGUAGUCUUCCUGCUGCAUCCCCUGGAAAAGUUGGGUUAUUGUGCAAUAAAACACGAGGGACUCCUGGACUAAAUCAA
Cheilinus undulatus (humphead wrasse) is the source of this 2337-nucleotide messenger RNA. RefSeq names its product E3 ubiquitin-protein ligase MARCHF2-like. Gene Ontology annotation, biological process: protein ubiquitination. The record is from RefSeq and is a predicted model, not a curated record. NCBI's taxonomy places the organism in Eukaryota, Metazoa, Chordata, Actinopteri, Labriformes, Labridae. Gene Ontology annotation, molecular function: ubiquitin-protein transferase activity; zinc ion binding. The transcript is spliced from 5 exons. Bases 415 to 1161 code for a protein of 248 amino acids.